AUGGACUUCAUCAACCUGGAUCAGCCUGCAGGGGAGUCUAAUGCCAGGCGGCUCCUGGUCAGCGUAUUUCAAACACAGUACAAUCUGGAAAAAGGUUUCCAGGCAACAAGCAUUCCAAUUCCAGGUGGAACUGAGGACAAUUCGUGUGCCAUCAAGGCUAAGGUGGGAAAAGUAAUUCCUGGGUCUUUAGCUGGGGCCACGGUAAGCAAUUCUGCCACCGGGCAGAAGGAGUCUUCCAUCUUAGACUAUCCCUCUUCAGUCCAGGCUCAGUGUGAUGGAAGAGGGGGAGUCAAGCUGCUUAGGUUCCGUAUCCAGGCAAUUGAAGUUUCUCUUUGUGAGCUGUGGUUCACAGAGCCCAGCUGUCAUCACAGCUGCAAGGAGGAUUGGUUAACUCUAUCAUGGAAGAUUAUCCUAAGUACAAUGUUCACAUCAACUUUUCUUCUCUUUGGACUUCAAAAUCAUCCACGGUUUAAAGAAAAAAAGUUUUCUCAAAAACACAGACAAAUAUCUAGCAUAAUUGAAGAAUAUGGUGCCCGGCUCUAUAAUUACCAGGCUAGACUUCGAAUCCCUAAGGAGCAACUAGAACUAUUAAAGAAGGAGAGUCAGACUUUGGAGAAAAAUUUUCGUGAAAUCCUGAUUUUAACUGAACAAAUAGAUGUUCUGAAGGCAUUACUUAGAGACAUGAAGGACGGCAUACACAAUCACAGCUGGCCUGCCCACCAAGAGGCUAUGCAGAACCAGGGCACCACUGAGGUUCUUGAUGACGAAGUGUCAAACUUGGUACAUUAUGUGCUUAAAAAGUUCAGAGGGGACCAAAUACAGAUGGCUGAUUAUGCCCUGAAGUCAGCUGGAGCCUCUGUCAUUGAAGCUGGGACCUCAGAAAGUUACAAAAACAAUAAAGCAAAACUGUACUGGCAUGGGAUAGGGUUCCUCAAUUAUGAGAUGCCCCCAGAUAUGAUUCUUCAGCCAGAUGUCCACCCUGGAAAGUGCUGGGCCUUUCCAGGUUCCCAGGGUCAUAUCCUGAUCAAGCUGGCCAGGAAGAUCAUCCCGACAGCAGUCACCAUGGAGCACAUCUCAGAGAAGGUGUCCCCCUCAGGAAACACCUCGAGUGCACCCAAGGAGUUCUCUGUCUAUGGCAUGAUGAAAAAAUGCGAAGGAGAAGAAAUGUUCCUAGGUCAGUUUAUGUAUAACAAAGCGGAAACAAACGUUCAAACGUUUGAGCUCCAGAAUGAAGCAUCUGAAUCUUUGUUAUGUGUGAAACUUCAAAUCCUUAGCAACUGGGGACAUCCAAAGUAUACUUGUUUGUACAGAUUCAGAGUCCACGGCAUCCCCAGUGAUCACACUUAG
Arvicola amphibius (Eurasian water vole) is the source of this 1347-nucleotide messenger RNA. It is a transcript of the gene Sun3, whose product is annotated as Sad1 and UNC84 domain containing 3. NCBI's taxonomy places the organism in Eukaryota, Metazoa, Chordata, Mammalia, Rodentia, Cricetidae. Gene Ontology annotation, molecular function: protein-membrane adaptor activity. Gene Ontology annotation, cellular component: meiotic nuclear membrane microtubule tethering complex; nuclear envelope. Gene Ontology annotation, biological process: nuclear envelope organization. The record is from RefSeq and is a predicted model, not a curated record.